GUGGUGUCGUGUGAGUUCCAUUCAGUAGGACACUGAGGUUUGUCGUGAGUGGAAGCUUUUUGUAAUAUUUGUCCAUUUUUUCCGUGGUGGUUGAAAAUAGGGGGUGAUUUUCUUCUUUGCCACAAUAUUUUUUUUGCGGCUGAUUUACAGCCAUUGAGAAAAGUGAGAGAUCCUUUUUGCGCCAAAUUCGGGCCACUCUUUCGUUCGCACAUGAGGAAAACUUAUGUAAUAAUCAAUAAGUCUGAAAUAUCGAGACACACAAUUAUUACACCAUUUCGCCUCGUGAGGAAGUCCACCGAAGAAGCUGUGAGAGAGUUUUGUGCCCCAGAAAGAUAAAGAUAAACCGAGAUAAUUGCGUGUAGAACUUUUUUUUCUUCCUCCUUAUUCUUGCCUCAAAGCCAAUAACGAAAGGACGACACUUUUGUGCCAGAGAAAGAACCUCAAAAGCUCAAGACCUGCAAAAAAAAAGGACAAACUGCUGAAUUUUUGCGGAGAAUAAGGCGCCAGGGCGAAAAAAAAAUAUCAUCUGACAUGUUUUCAAUGUGCUCAAAAGCUCUCCCAAAUACACCCACAAUUAGGACGAAAGUUGAUAGGACGGAAGUAACCACCAAUUAUGAUAAUAAUAAAGAGCAAUACGCAUCGACCGCGGGAAAACAAAUAAAAGGUGGAUACUUGCUGAGGUACAAGAGACAAUUGCUGUGGAAUCGAUGGGAGGAAGAAUGGGUGGUACUCUAUGAUGAUUCAACAAUGGCCUGGUUCACUGAGCCGGGACGGUCAUCACCAGCGGGAAAAAUUCUGGUGAAGGAAGCACCGGAAAUGCUAGCCAUUGCUCAUUGGACAGGACAAAUACCGAGAAGACCACCGCUACCCAGCAACUGCACCGUGUCCCAAUUAAUUGCACUUGGAUCGCGUCGCAAAAAGUCCAAAGUGUAUUGGAUGCUGGCGAAGUCGGAACAGGAAAUGGGUGAAUGGAUUUCUGCCAUUUCCAAGACGCUUCCACCUCCGCCACAAAUUGAAUUAAUCGUUGAUAAACCCAACAUAUUAGGCGUCCUCAAGCGUCCAUUGGUGCGAAUUCGACCUGCAACAAGUUCGGAAAUAUUUGCGAGGAAGACAAUGAACGAGGGCGGAGUUCACAAUCCGGCAGUUAGCAAUGAUGCAGCAGUGGCAGUUCUGAAGAAGGGCAGUCAGAAUGAUACAUCUUCACGUGGUGGAUCAUUGGCAUGUGUUCUGCCAUGGGGACAUGGUUGGGGUUGGUCAACACUUCCCAAUGGUGUUUGGAUAGGAGAGCUCACAUGGUCACAAUGUGAAGACUCCUUCACACUCCAUGCUCUGCCCACGAAUCACUGCACGAACUAUGUGGACACUUCCGUUGCUGGCAUCUAUCAUACGGAUGUGGAGACUGGCAUAGAUUUUCAUUCGACAGGCGUCGAGGAGUUGGGCGUUGAGGAUUUCGACUACACCAUGGAUUGUGGUGAUUUCCUCUUCUAAAUCCCUCUGGUCAUCCCCAAGAAUGGGGAUUUGAAAAUCCACCAAGAAGGGGGACAGCAGCAAGUAAAAAAAACGUAAUACUAGCCAAAUGUUAGAUCUGAGAAAGCGCAUAAUUCUCCCAAAAAAAAAGGAAUCACCCUCCGUAGAUCAAUCGUCAUGUUAGAUGGUAAUCAAGAGUAAGAUGGAGUACUUUUAGGAGACAUUAUUGACAUGUAUAACAUUAUUAGAGCAAUUUUAAUGGUGAAUUAGAGCCCCUUUUCAAUCUUCCAAAUGACUCUCAUCGCACCAGAUGGGGUCUUUUCGAUAAAAGAAAGAAUUUAUUUUCCAAAAAAAAUUAUAUUCUACCCAAAUGAGAUUAAAAAAGACAACAUUUUUGAUGAUACGACCGAAAAACGAAAGCGUGUGUGAACUUCUUCAAAAUAAAAUCUUCACAUGAGGGGUGGUUUAGAAUCGGACACAAUAUUUCGUGUAAACUUAGUACGAAAUCGUAGGAUUUUUUCUAUCACGAAGUCCAUUUCAUUGAUUGAAAUUUAUAGCAAAAGGAUGAAUGGAAAUGGUUUGGAGAGAAGAAAAAUGUCACUACCGCCAGAAAAAAAUUCAUUUACGACUGAAGAAAAAAAAAAGAAAAAUUUAUAUUGGAAUAUUUACUUAAAAAAAUACCUUUACAGUUGUUUUUCUAUUUUUAUACGCUAAUAAGAAUGAUAUUUUUUAGAAAGAUUACAUUAUUAAAAUCACUUAUAGCGUGGAGACAUUUUCAGAACAGAAAGAAUAACACAACCCAAAUUUAAUAUUAGUGGUAUGUAUAAUAUACAUUAAUUAGUAAAAGAAAAUAUAAAAAGAGAUAUAUGUAUAUGCAAAGAGAAAUUAAAAAAAAAAGUGUAUGAACUGUUAUAUUUACUAAUGGGAAGGUGGUUCUUGGCUUUAGGAAGGGGUUUUAUUUAUUUUCCAAAGGGACAGCUACAUUUUAUAUCAAUUUCUUUCUGAUCAUGUAUUUUGUAGGGAGACUGUACUAAAUCUCCUAACUGAACUCCGCCUUAAAAUAACUUUAAAAAGGUCUGGUCAACUAAAAUUAAAAUUUGUAAGCCUAUAAUUUUUACAACAAAGGGUUACUAAAACAAUUUUUAAGAAAAAAACUCACGAUAUGGUUUUUUAUGGACGAGGUCUGUAUGUCCCACCUACUAAAAAAAUAGACCACGCCCAUAAAUCAAAUAUUUCGCCCUUCAAUUUUUUAUUCUUAUCUUUUUUGUAAGGUAUCCUAUGUGUAAGAACUCACUUGUUGUGUUAACUAUCUUGUUUAUGUUUAAUCCUUUCUGAACUUUUAACUCUUUCCGGACCGCAGCAUAUGCUGCAAGCCAGUUUUACGAUUUUUUAAUCAAAAAUAUCUUAACUCAGGAGUUAAUUGAGGUCCUACAAAAAAUAUCUUACACUUGGACAUCCUUAUAGUUUGUAAUCAUCUAUAAGAAUCGGAUUUUUAUCAGUUCUGAAUAAUUAAAAAACAUUUUUUCACAGAAUAUUCAUAUGAAGCUUUGGGUACUCAGAGUCCAAAAGAGACGAAAGAGUCAAUGGUUGAUCUUGUUAAAUGUUGAAAAAAACCCAACAUAAUUUUCUAUUACAAAAUAUUUUAGGUUCCUUGUACACAGUUUCUAAUCUAAUGUAAUAUAAUCUUCAGACUAAUUCGUUAAAAAAGCUUUAUUUUUAAUUUCUCAAUUUUUGAGGCCAAAUAUUAUAUAAAGAGUGAAAUCUAAAUUAAUUUUAUAGAAGCACAGAUAAACCGGCAUAAAGUAAGUUUUUAAAAAUAAUGGCACGAGUUUGACUUUAUAAGUCCAAUGAUUUUUUUUCUAGAAAUUUAAUAAUUCAAUUUUUUUAUAACUUCUUUUUAUAAAAUGUCUUUUGAAAAAUCACGAGAAACCGAUAGAAUAAUGGAUUUUGUCAGAAAGCCUUAUGUGAGGAUUAAUGAUUAAAAAGGGCUUACUUACAAAAUAAGGGACUGAUGAGCUUCAACCCUUAGGGCUUAAUUAGACUCAGGUUGAUCCUCGACAAUAUUUAAAUUGUAAAAUUUGGCACUAAGGCAUUAAGUAAAGGAAAUUUGAGCUAAGAAUCUCAAAUUGAUGAUCCAAUUCUCAGUCUAUUACACUUUGGGAUAAAUCUUAACUACCACUUACAGUCUUAAUAUUCUUGAGGAUCAGCCUGAGUCCAUUUGGGCCGUAAGAUCCUAAACACAUAUGUGCUGGACAUACUUAUUAUUUAAACCGGGAGACGGCUUAACAUAAUUACAAUGUAAAUAAUGAUUUGACUAAAUUCUCUUCAGUUUCCUUAAAAAUUCUCAAGAGAUUUACAAACCUUCUAAACAUCGUACUUAAACAUACGAUAUAAAACUUUAUUCAAAAAUAGUUAUUUCAAAAUUUUGAAAAAUGGAAUCAGUUAAAUUUCAAUUUAAAAAGACACUUUAAUGUCUUGGGAAUGUUUUACAACAAUAACCAUUUCAGGAUGAUUGUUUUAUACUAUGAACCCUAAUUUUUUCUUAAAUAAUAAAUUUUCUAUUUCUUUUUUUUUUUAUUUUGCAUUUGUAAAACAAAUAAUUUAAGCAUAAAUAUCCGAACAAUUAAUUCAUGAUUACCCCUGGAAACUAUAAUUAUUAUCACAGUAUUACUAAAGUCUUAAAUUUCAUUUUCUACUCAAAAUAGCUGAAGAAUUGAAGUUUAUUGUUAGUUUAAAAAAGUUUUUCGAAUUACAAAAAUAGAACCAUACCAACUUUCUCCACAGAAAUCUUUGAAAUAUGGAAGCAGUCUUUAAUAGAAUCGCUCCUUACCAAUUACAAUACGCUAAUUUAGUUCUUUACGAUUUUGAGAUUCUACUGCAUAUAUAAAGAGAAUUUAAAAUAUAUUCAUAUUAAAUUCCAUUUUUAGAAAUCGUCAGUUAAAUCAGUAAUUGUCGUAACUUCAUUUUUGUUUUUGAGAUAUAUACAUAUUUGCAAUCUGUGUAAUAUUGCUUAUUAAACGCACUUGAGAAAAAAAAACUUUUAGAAUCCUAAUAAAAAUUAUUUUAAAUAAAUAUUGUCCAGUGAAUAAUACGGAAGUGAGUGAUUUUUUUAAUUGAAUUUGCAAGAAAAAUAUGCUUAGACACACUCUCAUGUCUAUCUGUCAUUAAUUUAAAACAAAACAAGCGAUACGAUGCACAAAAUUUUUUCAACAAAACUUAUGAAAUAAAAGCUUUUUAGAGAUAGAGAUAUUUUAUAGAGACAGAUAUUUUAUUUGGCUAAUUAAGUUUAAUAAAGGCGUUUCUUAUCAGUAGAAUAAUUUAAUUUUAUAUUUUUCAUUUUGUCAAUUUAAGUUAACUUUAAGUUUAUUAGUACUAUACUUUCUCUGUUUUGAUUCACAAGUAUCGUAUUCAGGCUUUUUUUUAAGAAAAAUAAAGCUUAAUUGAAAAUUUCGUUUCCUAAAAACUUGUGAAAAGAAAGUUACGACAGAUGCUGAUGUCACUAAUGAAAUAUUUUCAAAAUUAUACUCUUUUUAAUUCAUUAUUUUUAAAGGGACACAAAAUAGACUUAUCGUCAAUAUUUUUGUGAAAUAGGGAACUAACUCAAAUAAGUUGAUCCCUUGUCAUUCUUAUUCCAGAAAAACUUGCCUAUCACUAGAAUUACAGAGAGCCAACUUAGAAAAAAAUAUAUUUUGAAAUGUAAAAAAAUGAAAAUUUAAAUGUUUUAUUAAUGCUCAGAUUAACAGAAAAGAUAUAUUUCUUUUUCUUUAAAUUCAAGGAUUUGUUUCAAGGAGCGUGUAUUAAACCUUCCAUAACGGUUGUAUUAUAUAUUUUUCCCAAGAGUAAAUAAUUUUUCUUCAUUUUUUAAUUCUUUAAUUCAGAGACUUGUAAAGAUUUCAAAUUAUUUUAAAAAUAAUAUUUUACUGAAAUCUGAAUAAACAUAAAUUUAUUAUUAAGCAAAUUUAAGAACCAUUUUGAAAAUUUUGAAACUUAGCUCUUUUAUAGAGGUCAAUCAGUCUUCGUCUUUGUUUUAAAUAGGCGUACCCUAAAAUUGUCUUUGGCUAAGCUUAAUUUCAAGGUGCAGUUCCCUACAAAAUAUAUUUUUGGAAAAGAAAUUUAUGGUAUUUUAUUAUGUAAUAACUGAGUGUAGAAGAGUCUCAAAAGGUAAGUUAAUCAAAGACUAUCUUCCUAUAGUAGUCAUUGCUAGUGAUUACCUGAAAAAUAAGUAUACGUUGUAAAACACGCUUAAAGGUACAAAAAUUCAAAAUCAUAUAUUUUUUUAUUGCAACAGAACAAUAUAUAUUCCUCUUUUAUGCCAAAAGCUCCAUUCUACAGCCAUAACCUAAUAAGAAUGUGCUCCGCUCCUCUAAAAGCCGAGUUUGGUAUAUUUUCUUGAAUGUUGAAAGAGAUGAAUUUUUGGGCAAAUAUUAAAAAAAUAUAUAAAUAAUAAAAAAAACAGAGAAUAUAUAUUAUUUAGUGUUGAAUAUUAGACUUAUAAUCAUAACAGAAAAAAAAUGAAUACGUGUGAAUUCGUCAUGUUAGUUGUAAUUGAAUCUAGGCGUAAAAAUAACCAUAAAUAUUAGACACCGAAACGAAAUAUCGUCGUUAAAACUAUGGCUAUAAUCUGGAUAAAUUUACUAGAAGACAACCACGGAAAAAGCGUACUUAGUAAAUGUAUCUGACGUCAUUUGUAAUGUCUAUAUCGAUGCCCUAAAGAAAUUUCCUUGUUUUAAAACAAGAAAUUGACAAAGUUCUAAAAAAAAUUAAUAUUAAAUGUUAUCCCUGAAGAUAAAAGACCAUUGUUUCAAUUCUAACUAACAUUAGUGGAGAUCCUCAGAAUAAUUACGACUAAAAGAAAUUGUAUUUUUAGAAGAAAAUUGUUAACACGGAUAUUUCUCCAGGAAAUAAAAGAGGUAGCACAUGAAUGUUAUCUACUGAGAAAAAAAUGUCAUAAAUAGAGUCUAUUUAGUAGAAAAGAUGACGAAGAGAAAAACACAUAACGUGAGAGAGAUAUUUGUGUAGAAUUACAAUGAAGCUGAAAAUAUGCGCACUUAACAAUAUUACUUAGGUACUAAAAAAGAAAUAAAAAAUUUAUAGAGAAAAAAAGAUAUAACCAACAUCAAUUUUAAAUGUAAAAUCGCUGGACGAUUUAUCAAAUUAUAUAGAUGUUACACUACUAAAAGACAAAAAAAAAAUGUAUUUUAUUGAACAACAUGAACAAAUAAGACUAUCACCGUAAAAGUUAUUUUCUAAUUUUGUAAUGAGAAAAUUACACAAUUACUAAAAAAAAGUGACUUAGGGAAAAAAUUAACAAUGAGAAAAAAAACACAACCAAUACGGAAAAAGAAUCAUAAAAAAAAUCCCAAAAGAAAAUCAAGCCCAAUGUGUUCACAAUUUAUCAGAAAAAUAUUUUUUUUCGUCAAUUUAACCAAAAAAAUAUAGAUGGAAUGUUAAGACGAACAAUUUGCCAACACGCAGACAAUUUUAUAGAGACACAUUUCACUUUGAGAAGAAAAGAUGUGAAAAUAUAUUCCAUUUUAGAUGCAAAUCCCAUAUGUAAAUGUAGAGAAAAAGAGAAAUCCAGAAGGAUAAUGUGUACCAAAAAUGUUGCUCCUGCGUAAAAUUUUAGAAAUAUACUUCUUCCAUCCAAGCGCAAUCACUGAGAAAAGCAUCUUUUCAAGCUGACAACAAUUAUCCGCACACUAACUACAAAAUUAUAUAUGGAUGGGUUAUGGAAUCAAGGGGGACUGAUUAGAAAGAAAUGGUGUACAAAUUAAAUUCUUACUAUAGCCUUUACACAUGAAACACAAAUUCAUUUUCAUAUUCGCUUUUACAUAAACUUUAUUUACAAGAAAAAAAAAACAAAAAAAAAACGUUAAGAACUACCAAUUCAAAAAAAGUUUGACCCAAAUGUCAAAUACUGGAACCUUUGAAAUUUAUUAAUUUUAUCUUAUGACAGUUCGUCGGAUAGCGUAGAUAAAGAAAUAUUAUUAUUCAGACUGUCAAAUAUAUUCAAUUGUAAAGUGGAUUGUAAUUAAAGUUUUUGUUCCACAUAUUGACAUCUGUCAAUGAAGCAUAUAUUCUUUCGUUCAGUUUUAAAGAAAGACGGGUAUCAGAAAAAUUGUCAAAUAAAAUUAUAACGAUUUGACUUUACUUGAAAGAAUCUCACAGUUGAUUGUUGAAACGAAGUACAUAUAUAAGAUCCGUAGUUGAUCUACCGUUCUCUAAUGUUUGAACAUGAAAUUGUGUAAACAUAAAUAAUGGAUGAACGCUUAAGCCGCUAAUAGACCACCCGAUCUUGAACAUCUAAUUUUUAGCUCAACUAUGGAAUAAAGUUACCUACAACUAUCCGUAGAUUGUCUCUAAAUGUACGAUAACUUAAAAAAUUAACGCUUUCACUGCAUUCACAGUUUCUUAAAAAGAGAAAUUUGUCUGAACUAAAAGGAAAUAUCCACCAUAAUUGACUUGCACUUCGAAAUCAUUUACGUUCUUUCGGUUCUUUUACAUCCAUAAUAUCAUAUUUGUUUCGAUUCUGAGACCAACAUCAAAAAUAAAAAUUAGGAAAAUUGUAAAAUUUUUAUAAUCUGAAGUCAAAAAAUCAAGAUCUAAAUACUAAAUUUGUCAAAUGUCUUGGGAUCUUGAUAUCCAAGACAAAAACCGUGUGGAUUUCAAGAUUUUCCAUUCUAAAAUAGAUUUAAAGACUUCAAAUUUAUUGACUUUUUAAAUAAAUCCAAGAACCUUUCGCAGAUGCUUGAAUUAUUCAAGCAUCUCCAUAAUUUAAUGCUAAUCUGUAGUACAAUUGAAGGUAUUCUUCGUUUCAACAUACAGUUGUUAAUGUUUUUUAAAUAUUUUUUUAAUCAUUUAAGGUAAUGAAGUUGACAGCUGAGUGCAACUGUCAUAUGUUUUAUGAAUUAAAAUCUAAUUUACCUAAUUUUUGAGAGAUGCAAAAGGAAAAAAAAAAUUUGCAAAUUAAAUUAAAAACCAAUUGAACGGAAAAACCGAAUUAUUUUUUUUUAACAUCUUGGUAUCAAUUCCUUACAAAACAAAUUAGAAUUCACGAAAUAAAUUAAAAAAUUAUUUCAGUAUUUCAUGAAAUGAAUAUUUAAAGUCAAAUAUUUAUAUUUAAAAUAUGAUAUCUGAAAAAUGUGAAAGAUUCGGUAAAUUUAAGAGAGAGAUUUUUUAUAAUCUUCCUCAAAACAGCCGAAAUAAAUCGGAAUUAAGUUGAAAAUAAGUCUAUUUUGUUUAAAAUUCAUAUUCAAAAUAUUGAAUGAAUUCAAAUAUUAUAAUAUUCUCGACAAUUUCAAACAUACAAGAAUUGUGACUUAACAUUUGAAAUCGUAUUUUUAAGAAGUUUUUGACAUCUGUCAAACUGUCACAUCCUUCCUUAAGUUAUUAGGUGAGAUUCUUAAUAAUCUCACCUACUUUUUAAUAAUUUUCUAAAAUUGCAUUAUAAUACUAAAUCUGAAGAUAUUUUUUCCUCUUUGAUAGAUAUAUUUGAGAUAACUGUCAAAUAAGAAACAGUGGCAACUAUGUCUAUGAAUAACUGUAUCUUAUUUUCUAUUAAACCGUAGAUGCGGGUGACUUUGUCCUCCAUGGGUGUCAUUGACCCCCUAAUAUUCGCAAGCUUUUCUUUAAUUCUAAUGUCUAACAAUGGUCUUCACCGAUUAGGAAUGGUAGAUCGGAUCGGUAAAGAUCAUCAUUAAGUUCCAGAUUUAAAGAAAAGCUUACGAACAGAAGGGGUCAAAGUCACCCACGAAGGAGAAAGUCAAUCGCAUCUGGUAAUCAUUAUAAUUCUCAACGAAAGAGUAUACGAUUAACAGGUGUCAAAUUGAGAUGAACUAAUGGAUGAACUACAUUUAUUUAUUUAGUCAUAUUUUGAAAUCUGUCAAACUUUCAAUUAUUUGAAAAAUAUCAAAAGAAACACAAAAAUUUAACAAACAAAAACACUUGAAAAACCAAUAAAUUGAAGAUUUCUCUAUUUUUUAAUUUAAUCAAAAUCAGCCAACAUGUUCAACUGGUUGCACUGAUGUUGUAUUACAUUCGUCCAAUUAGUUAAUUGUACAUCAUAGUCAUGAAUGUGUCCCCCUUGGUCAGGACAUGAAAAAUAGCUAAAUGUUGAUUGAUGAAGGAAUUAGAAACAAUUUAGCAGAAAAGAAAUAAACAUAAAAUGCGGGUCAAAAUGUUCACAAAACAAACAUAAGAAAAUUAACAAUAAAUUCUGUGUGUACAUGUUUAUGACAAAAUGGUGAUUAGCAAAUAAAAAUUCUAUGCAAAAAACCCAAGAA
Phlebotomus papatasi is the source of this 9749-nucleotide messenger RNA. RefSeq lists its product as uncharacterized. NCBI's taxonomy places the organism in Eukaryota, Metazoa, Arthropoda, Insecta, Diptera, Psychodidae. The record is from RefSeq and is a predicted model, not a curated record. Gene Ontology annotation, cellular component: membrane. The transcript has 9 exons. Gene Ontology annotation, biological process: regulation of cell differentiation. The coding region runs from base 532 to 1488 and encodes 318 amino acids.